CGUGCAGCUAGACGGAGAGAUUGAACGUCAUCUCCCUUUUCUUCCUCCUCCUCCUCCUCCUCCUCCUCCUCUUCCUCUUUGUCUUGUUGUUGACGCGGGCUGUCAUUCCGCACUGGAUUUAUUUGGGGGAGCAGCACCUGACUGAUUAUCUGAAGGGCAUAGUUAAGAGAUUGUGUGGCGACCACUUCAGGGUGUACCCUGCCUCUCGACCGGAGUCAGCUAGGAUAAGCCCCAGCAUGCCUGCAACCUUACUGAGGAUCACUGGUCCAGAAAAUGGAUGGAUGGAUGGAUAGAUGGGCAUAAUUCACAAAACACUGUCAUUUGUGAUUUCAAGUGCAGUUCAUUUUUACACACUUUGCAUUGUCAUCAUUUCUCAUAUUUAUUUUGUUUCCUACAUGUAAAGUCUGUCUCUCUGUGCCCUGGGAUUGGCCGGCAACCAGUUCAGGGUAUACCCUGCCUCCUGCCCGACGCCAGCUGGGAUAGGCUCCAGCACUCCCGCAACCCUCGUGAGGAUAAGCGGCUCAGAAAAUGGAUGGAUGGAUACAUAUAUACGGUAUAUAGGUGGUGUGAUGUCCCUAUUGUGCUUCUUGCAGAGCAGUGCUAGUCUCUUCUUACUUCCAACUAACACUGCUGGCUAGGAUUUAUCCAAAACAGGUAGCUGAGUGUGUAAGUCUUCCUCUGCCUGUACUACAUAACCUCUCCACUACAAGACUUAGGCUUCAGUGGCUCCACCGCACCGUCACCUGGGCAACUGAGUACCUCGCGGACUCAGGCAGAACUGGCAAGGACUUGGAGGAGGUUUGGCUCCCAGACAUGUGGUGUACAGGUCUAUCAGCAUGUGGAUAUGCACUGGUGCCUCACUAACAAAACCCCAAGCUAUGGACAAUUAGCUCCACUACCUGAACGAAUUUGGGGAGAGAAGCAGGCUAAGGGAGUAAAGCCUGACAGAAAAUCCAGAGCCGGAGUCCCUAAGGCGGUUCAACGCUCUACUCAGCCUGUUCCGGCAACUCCUGUGACAGUGCAAGAACCAUGUGUACUGGAGUCUGCCUUUCCAAUGGAUACUUCUGUCAACAUGGAGAGGGGGGACCAACUGCAUGAGUAACAGUAUGGUUUCCAUACACUUCUACCCAGCCAUUUGCACACUGGAGAGGACUCUCCAGCUUCGCUAGCCUGACCAGUCACACCAGAUGAUGUCUUCAACUCCAGCGGGAAUGCUCAUUGUCUCCAGAGACUUGGAUGCCGAAGGAAUAUAUACAGUAUAUCCAUCCAUCCAUUUUCUUAGCCGCUUAUCCUCACGAGGGUCAUGGGAGUGUUGGAGCCUAUUUCAGCUGUGAACAUAUCAUGCAAACUCCACACAGGCGGGGUCGGGAUUUGAACCCUGGUCCUCAGAACUGUGAGGCCAACGCUGUACAGCUGCGCCACCAUCCCGCUGAAUUCCUAGUUUAAUUCCUACUUAUGUAAAAACAUGCACACCCUGUAUUUAAACAGUUAAAAAUACAUACAUUUAAAUCAACUUAAAUGUCUUGAAUCUCUUAUCUUUUUGGUUGCGGUUGUGUUGGCAUCAGUGGAUUAAUGUGGAGAGAGGGAAGGAGGAAGUGUUACACUAAAGUCACACUCCAUGAUUGGACUCGGUAAUUUUCCAGUCGCUUCCCCAUUUCUUAUCUGUGGCCUUUGCUUUGUAAUGCUAGUAACUCAUUUGGCCUCACUAGCUGUCUGUUAUUACUAACCCUUACAAUAAAACUGUUGACUUAUCCAUAUGAUACUGGAUAGCAACAGCCAUAACAAAUAUGCACCUCAGGUUUUGGAGUAACAUAAUUUCUUGAGAGCAUAUUAUGUUCUCAUCGAAGCAAUGCCAUUUUCCACAACGUCCCUGCUUAUUUCAGAAAUGUCAAGCCGCAUUCACAUUACUACAACAGUGUGCCUUCAAAGUAAGUGCCAGGACUAGAUUGGGCUGCCAGCAGUCAGACCUCUCUCCUGGUGAAAAUGUAGAGGGUAUUAUGAAGUGUAAACUAUAACAACGGAUACCCCAGACAUUUGAGCAAUUGAAGUUGUACAUCAUUCAAGAAUGGGAACGAAUUCCACCCAACAGAGCUUUAAUAAUUUGUGUCCUCCGUUCCCAAACGCUUAUUGAGUGUUGUUAAAAGGAACAUGUUUUUUUUGUAACAUGUUCCAGGCAUCAAAUUGAAAAAUGAGUGAAUAGUUAUCGUGACUAUCAGUUUUAAUAUGAAAUAUAUUGUCUUUGUUGUGAAUGAAAUAGAAUAUAGAAUUUAAUUCCUGAUUUGAGAAAGAUGGCAUUAUGUCUUCGCAGAACACAGGUCACAGUUUUUGGGAUCAGGUUGACUUUUGCUUUUUUCUUUUUAUACUUUGCUUGAGUUCUCAACUUGGACCAAAAAGCUCCCUCUUCAUCCCAUUUUAAGGAAGUUGUGUUUUGUUUAUUGAUAGUUUUCCAGGCAUGUCCAGCGUGAUACAUGGUCUGGAAUAAAAGAAAGGGUUUCAGUGAUAGAGAAGAGAGUAAUGCUUGCCUCCUAGCCAAGAAGCUGCAUUAUUAGACUAUGGAGGGUGACCGCGUGUUAUUCAUCACACAAGCUAACAUUUAUCCCUUCCAGGAUUUGAACCUGAUGAAUCCUCCCAUUGCAUCGGGUGGUGGUUCCAAUCAUGCAGUGACUCACAGCAUGGGUAGUAGUGACUGAUCUCGGACCAAUGCGAUAAAUCCAUAAUAGGUCCUCCUAGGGGAGGUUAAAUCAUGCAAGAUUCUUGUAGCGUGUGCUGGCUAAGGUGAAGGAUCUGUCAUUUAUGUCAUUUGUGCAAUGCUUCUAUGUGAAGCCAGUUCCUCUUUCACAUCCUCUGAGAAGCUUGGCCUCCUCUCCACGUCAGCAGAAGCAAACUGUUCUCUAAGCUUGCAGCUUUGGUAACCGGGGGUUAUAUUUGUCUUUAACACAUGUGGGUCACGGGGGCCUCACUGUGCAAGACUCAAAAGGGGGAGGAGGAAUAUUUGAAGAGGUUACGGCACUGACAUGCAGAGUGACGUUCAUGUUUCCUGUGCAUGUUUUGCUAUUAACACAACUUUGAUUCAAGGCCAAAUUGUACUCCUCCAAAGCUUGUGUAUAUUCUACUGUGAAAAAAUAUGAGGCCACAACUAGCGUGUUAGUUGUGUGAAUGAACUUUUUCAUACCAACAGGUAUGGCACAAAUACAAAUAAAAUUCUGCAAGGUGUUUUACAAGACAAAUGUUGUCAAUAUUUGUGAGCCCCAAUAUUAAGAGGAAAAUUUGAGGAUUUAGGGAGAAGACGUUUUGUGAGUUUAGUUAGAUUAAUAAGAAUUAAGUUCUUGUAAAGUGAGAAAAUGAUGGAAUUUUGUGAGAACAACAUUGACAAUAAGUAACUUUGUGCACUAAACUACUUUUUAAGUGUCAAAAUAUUAAGUGAAACGUAAUUCAGUUUGCAGAAUCUUUUUUGAGAAUAGCCUCAAUUUGAUUUAAAAUAAAGUCAUUAUUUUUUAAAAAUAUGAAAAAAAUGGGAAAUAGGAGUACUUUUAUGAGAAAUUAGUUUUUUAAAAUUAUUAUUUUUCUUGUGACUAAAAUCCCGAUACAAGGACAACACAAUAUUAUGAAGAUUUUUUGUUAUUUCUUGAGGCAAAAGCUUUAAUUUCAAAAUAUUUUUUAAAUGUAAUUUCUUUGAAUAGGUUUGGUGUUUUUCCACAGGGGAAAAAGGCCCACGUAAGAUUCCAAAAGGUUCAGCAAAUAUGAACACCACCUUUGAACUUCAAUUUGUAUCUAGUUCUGGAGUGUAUGGGAGCUUGCGUGGGCCUCUUUGUCUUCAAACGACGCCAUUUUGGAAUCUCAAAGGGCUCAUUGCAUUCCUCACCACAACUGAGUAUAGCCCAGACUGGGGCAUCUCUGCCACACACAAGUGACUUCCAGUCAUCUUCUCUCACGAAAUGCGACGCGACGGAAGGGCUCGCCGGACAAAGCUAAAAUGAGUCCAAAUUAGCCCCUUCCAAAUAGCACCUUCAACGCCACUGCCACAGCUUGGCCUCUUUGUAUAAAACUUGCCCUCCCCGCAGCCACUUGCUGUGGUCACAGAAGAUUCCACGCUUUCCGUUUUGUAGCCUUCGCACAAAACCUUGAGCUGUUUCACGAACAAAAACCUGCCUGGUCUCAGCCAGGAGGAAGUUCGUGGCCCAUUCCAAACAUAGAAUGAAACUGUCUGUCCGUUCAUCCAUCAGGCCAUCUGUCCAUCCUUCUGUUCUCUGUAUGAUGAGUGGACUGCAGCCUAUCCCAGCUGAGUUUAGGCAAUAGGUGGGGUUCACCCUGAACCGGUCAGCCAUGGAAAAUAUGUGGUAGUGUAACCACUUUUCAAGGAAUGCAAUGAUGUGUAAAAAAUUCAAAUAAAUGCAACACAGUGCUUCAAGUAUGGCUACCAUUUAUAAAGCAAAAGUAAUUUUAGGAAAACAAAACUGUCAACUUGGUCUGAAGAGUUGACUAUGAUGUCUCAGUCUGAACCUGCAUGUAAAAGUACUAUGUAGAUAAAAGAUGAAAAUGAAUAUUGUUGAUGUAUGAGAUGUGUUGUUUCACAAGUAGAUAAAUGGAUCCCAUAUUUUCUCUCUGUGCUGAGCUGUAAAUAAGUAAUAAUGAAUUAAAAAAAAUGAAAUUUGAAAUUAGAAUUAGGGAUAUGUAUUUGUGAAAGAUGUGCUAUUUUUACUAUAUACUAUACUUUAUCAGAAACAAAAAUAUAUUUUUACAGAUAAAUAGGACAAAGUAUAGCGUUACAUGGUUUUCACUUACUCCACAUGUGGGAUGGUACGAAAAUUAAUGAGGUGGGAAAAAGGUCACACUUAGGUGUGCCAAUCACCGCCGCAAACCUUUUAUCAUUAUUUUUAUGUUAAUCUUUUUGUUUGCUCCACUUGUUCCACUGCGAUUUCGAAGCACUGGUGGGCUGCUGCAUCUGGUCGUCAUCAGGACCUGUGGCUUGCUUGGACUCUCACCAAGCCCAGCUCAGCCAGAUUCAAGGAGGCUUUAUAGCUGAUGUCAGCAGACUUUAAGCAGGAGUCAAUCAGCAAAGGCAGAUCUUCAAAGAAGGAAACAUUGUGUUGAUGGAUUUAAAAUGAGCGUUGGAGAUUCUGAAUUUGCAUUAAACUACAAAGUCUUCUGGACUGAAUGGCAUGUGUCAGGAAUCCAGAGAAGAUAGACCUAUGGGUAUUUACACAACUUUUCCAUAUCAUGAACAUUUGUGUUGGACUCUUGACAGGUUUGAGUUACCGGGAUGGACGAGCAGUCCCAUGGCAGUCCCCAGCAUGGUGGUUUUAAAACCGGCGUUGAGGCCCACCAGGGAAGGCAGGGUGUCAUCAAGUGUGGGUGGCUCAGGAAGCAAGGUGGUUUCGUCAAGACGUGGCACAACCGGUGGUUUGUCCUGCGAGGGGACCAGCUCUUCUAUUACAAAGACGAGGACGAGAGCAAAUCUCUGGGAGCCAUUUUCCUACCCGGCAACAAAGUUACAGAGCAUCCGAGCAGUGGCGAUGAAGCGGGAAAAUAUCUUUUUGAAGUCCUUCCAGGGGGAGACAGAGAGCGGAUGACAACCAACCAUGAGACGUACCUCCUUAUGGCCAGCACCCAGAAUGACAUGGAGGAUUGGGUGAAGACUAUCCGCAGGGUCAUAUGGGCGCCUUUUGGUGGAGGGAUUUUUGGCCAGAAGCUAGAGGAGACGGUGCGGUACGAGCGUCGCUACGGCAACAAGAUGGCACCCAUGCUCGUGGAGCAGUGCGCCGACUUCAUCCGCCAGCGGGGGCUUCUCGAGGAGGGUCUCUUCAGGCUUCCCGGGCAGGCCAACCUGGUCAAAGAGCUGCAGGAGGCCUUCGACUGCGGGGAGAAGCCCCUCUUUGACUGUAACACCGAUGUGCACACGGUAGCCUCGCUGCUCAAGCUGUAUCUGCGAGAACUCCCCGAGCCCGUCGUCCCAUUCCACAAGUACGACGACUUCCUGGCCUGCACCAAGCUGCUCAGCAAGGACGAUGACGAAACAGGUAUGAGGGAGCUGAGGAAGCUUGUGGAAGGUCUACCACCAGUCAACUACAACCUUCUCAAGUACAUCUGCAGAUUUCUUGAUGAAGUCCAGUCAUAUUCUGGAGUGAAUAAAAUGAGCGUGCAGAACCUGGCCACAGUGUUUGGGCCAAACAUCCUCAGGCCAAAAGUGGAGGAUCCAGUUACCAUCAUGGAAGGAACCGUCCUGGUCCAGCAGCUCAUGGCAGUUUUGAUCGGCCGGCACGACACGGUCUUCCCUCGGGAACAGGACAGUCCCGCCGGCCCGGCGGAGAUUGCCAACAACAACAACAUGGAUUCACCAAGGCAACCCGCGGCACAGACGAUGGUGGCACAGAACGUUGAGAACAACAACAUUCAGGCAGUGCGCCAGUGCGUCUGGGAGGCGUUAGACUCUCCUUGCCGGCAUGAGGACAGGCAAGGAUCCCCGCGCUCCGCCAGCCCUCGGAACAUUCCGGGAUGCUUCGACAACUCCCGGAGCCCGCCGCUCACAGUUAAAAAGAACCCUGCGUUCAGUAAAGGAAGUGGGAUUGUCACCAAUGGAUCUUUCAGCUCCUCGCCACCCUCCUUGGAUCCAAAUCUGGACAAGUGUCAGAUUUUGAUGAGCAACGGGAGCUUACCGGGGCGCCGAAAUGGGACACUGAAGGGCUCUGGCACAAAAAUGGGGACCAGCGGCGUUACAGGAAGCGGGAACACCAACGGGGUUCUUCGGAUGGGAGUCUCCGGGCCUGACGCGAUGGCAGCGGUCCUGAACGGACACAGUGGUCUUUGGGUACCGAACGGAUGCGUCACUUUACGGGAGGCAAACAAAGGUUUGCGCGAGUACCCGAACGGGGAUCCAUCUUGCAACCAGAACCGUCUGUCAACCAGCUGCGAGGACAAGCAGAGUGUGGACAGCGCCACCUGGUCUACGUCCUCCUGCGAGAUCUCCCUGCCGGACAACACCACGUCCUGCCGCUCCUCGACCACCACCUGCCCUGAGCAAGACUUUUACGGCUGCCACUAUCAGGACCUGGACGGCCCCAACCAGGACGGUGGCGGGGACGAGGGCCGGGAGAGCGGCAGAGAGGCGCUGCAAACGGACGAAGUGGCGAGAAACUGCAAUGAGCAUGGUGGCAAGGACGACGCGGGUGAAGGCCACAGUGCACUUCACAGCCUGGUGGUGAGUCUCAAACAAGAGAUGCUCAAGCAGAAGUCCGAAUACGAGGCCAGGAUAAAGAGCUUGGACCAGCGCAACCUGGACCUGGAGUCCAAGAUGGUGAGCCUGCACGAAGAACUGGACCAGGAGCGUAAGAAGUACACCAUGGCAGAGAUCAAGCUGCGUAACGCUGAGCGGGCCAAGGACGAUGCUGAGCGCCGCAAUCACAUGCUGCAAAAGGAGAUGGAGCAGUUCUUCUCCACCUUCAGCGACCUCACCGCCACCGGCAGCAGCUCUGCCACCGUGGACCCCCGUCGGCCCGAUCGCGGCAACCCUAUCUGGAUACAGUGAAGGUGGGCGCAAUGAACACCUUUUGAAGACUAAAAAGUUCAUUGUGACGGCUCCAAGCGGGAUUUGGCUGCCGGAUGUGGUGAGGAACUGUGGUGAGCUCUUCACCUCCACUAACAUAUCACCAAAGAAAAUGGAUUCAGAAGUAAAAGGUGCUAGAAAGAAUGUCCGUUGAGAGUUUGGAAGAUUCUAAUGGUGCAGGAGAGGAGUGAGCAAACAACAGAGGAACUUUUUCACUUCCUGGCAAGAAGAUGAGUCUGACGGUACUAGCAAAGCAGCUUCAAUGACAUAACACAACCUUUCCAGAAAUGAUUACGUAGCUAAACAUGCUAAUGUUAGCUAUGCUCGAAAAAUAGACUCACAACAGCGGGGAACGGGGAUCAGUUCCCAAUCAAUUUUACGAACAUUGGAUUUAUUGGUGGUACAUAGCAAAAUGUCUGUUUUCUUCACUUCCCCUUUUGUUUUAAUCUGCUGAAUACAGUCAGGUCGGCACUGUAAAUAAGAAUCUGUUCUCAAUUGUCUUAAAGUCAAAUGAAUAAAUUAUUAUUUUUAAUAAAUCAAAUACAGAAAGGCCUCAGGUGAGAGUUUGGAAGAUGCGCAGGCAGGAAAGGUGCAAACAACAGAGCAAGUUUUGAUUUUAUCCUCAAGGUAAGACAAGCAAUGUCACACUAUUAUGACUAAGCAGCUCCAACGAGUGUUGGCACAGACAGUAAGUAAAUAACAGAGAAGUAAUAAUACAGUAGUAAGUAAAGUUGUUUUUGUUGUGAGCAUUCUUUUACAAGCUAGCAUUGUGAACUCAUUUUGUGAGCAACAAAGCAGAACCACACCAACCCAGACGUACUGUGUGACCUGCUUGUAGCGAGGGACCUUCACUUGCACAAGUAUUUUGUUGAAAAAUUUGAACUGGAUCUACAAGGACUUGAGAGACUGAUAAUGCUAGCGGACCAACAAAAGAGUCGCUGUUCGCGACAUUCCUGCCUUCAUUCGCAAGGUUUCUCUCCAUCACUUCCUCUUUUGCCUCUGUUAGCAACUCAUGGGCCUCUUUUAGCCUCCCUUAAUUUUGCUAAUUUGCUAGCAUCACUUCAGCCUUCAUUAGCAACUUCUGCGUCCCUGUUAGCAUUCCUUUACCUCCGUUUGCAACGCUUCUGGGGGUGAUAGCAACAUUUUGGCCUGUGUUAAGUUACCCUUUUUUUAAAUCCCUUCUGCGUUCGUUCACAGCCUAUCCCUCAGCUAGCACCUUUUCCGUCUAAGUUAGCCAGUCUUCUCCACAUAUCGCUAGCUGAAGUGCAGACGUGACAUUGAAAAGCUUUCAUUCAAUAUUACAGCCAUUGGUGUACUGUAAAUGAUGAUGUCGCCUGGGGUGACGUCAAGAUGACACAUUGUGUAAAUAGAGGGCUAUUUAAAGACUCUCAAAGGCUAUGUGAUGCGCUACGUACGAAACCUUUGGAUUUCUCUCCAAGUUGUCCGUUAUGCUCGUGUACUGUACAUAAAUCAGAGAGCAGGAGGGGAACGCAUGUCUUAUUUAUAAAAAGAAAUUAAUAUGCCUAAAUUUACUAUUUAAAUGUAUGUAAAUGUUGACACUGUCUAGGUGCUUGCGCUUACAUUUGUGUUGUCUUUGUGCAUCAGGUUCAUGACCCAAAAAAAAAGCAACAGCGAGUGUGUAGCAAGGGAUGUGUAAGGUGGUGUCAACGAAGAAUCAAAUUGAGUCUAAUAACCAAAUAAACUGUUACGAGGGGGUCGUUUUUUAAACCUUCUGGUGGUCAUUGCAUUUGUGAAAGAUGUGUCUCGAUGGCAUUACAGGUAUUAGGAUUCCCACGUAGUCUCACGGCAGGACACGCCCUACUCCAAUAUUACUGGCUCCGGGACACACGCUGUUGCACUAUGAUUGGCCGCUGCUUACCUGUAGAACAUGCCCAACCCUCCAGGCGUCCAUAAUGUUUCCCACUAACGUAAACCCAUACUAAACUACUUUAAACUUAAACCUUUCCCCUAAACCUAACCAUAAUUUACUUAAUUUUUAUUUCGUAGAAAUCUGAUAGAUGUUUGUUCAUCUUGUUACAUCUGCGUAGCCUGGACUUCCCGCAACGUAGGAACCAAUCAUGUUGCAGCGAGGCGUGUCCUGCACGGAAACCCUGUAGGAAUCCUAAUAAGGCAUCCGAUGCUAGGUGGCUAUAUGUUAGCAUCUCUGUAUACUGUACAUAGUGUAAUUUCCCUCCAUUAGGCACCGUGCCCCUAUUGAUCGCAGGGUUUGAAAUGGACUUAAAGAGUCAUAAACGCCUCACUGAAGUUACCUCCGUUUGAACUGUGUUGCUAACCAAAGCAGCAGCACCUACCGAGGCAUGUUAAACUUUUUCAUUGUGCGUCCCCCUCUCCGGGAAAAUUUUUAAUAGUGAGAGGCAAAAGACUGGGACUACUGUGGAUAAGCCAGAUGUGAUACUUGAUACUCAAAGUGAAUAUAUAAAAAGACAAAUAUGAAUAAAAAUCUAUUAAACAAAUGGC
This is a messenger RNA of Syngnathoides biaculeatus (alligator pipefish), 10018 nucleotides long. RefSeq names its product Rho GTPase activating protein 24 (gene arhgap24). Gene Ontology annotation, molecular function: GTPase activator activity. NCBI's taxonomy places the organism in Eukaryota, Metazoa, Chordata, Actinopteri, Syngnathiformes, Syngnathidae. Gene Ontology annotation, cellular component: focal adhesion. The record is from RefSeq and is a predicted model, not a curated record. Bases 5261 to 7522 code for a protein of 753 amino acids. The transcript has 11 exons. Gene Ontology annotation, biological process: negative regulation of Rac protein signal transduction; wound healing, spreading of epidermal cells; negative regulation of ruffle assembly.